AUGUCAGGGUCCAAACGCACCACGGAGGUGUUCACAGUGGAUGAGGUGGGAGAGGAGGUGGAGAGAGCCAGCGACAACGGCAAUAGGUACAUGUAUGAGAGCUAUGUUCAGCCCUGCCUGGCCGAGCUGUUCGGGACCAGCCUGCUUGUGUUCGUUGGAUGUUCGUCUGUCAUCGGGAAUGUGGGAUCCGGCGUCCUCCAGCCUGCUCUGGCCACCGGACUGAUACUGGGAGUGCUCAUCAUGGUGUUCGGGAAAAUAAGUGGGGGCCACUUUAACCCUGCAGUGACUCUGAGCGUCUACUUGUGUGGAGGGAUGGAGCUGAUCCUGACGGUACCUUACCUCGUAGCCCAGAUUCUAGGAGGGAUGAUCGGUGCUGCUUUGACAAAGGCCAUAUACCCGACCAGCUUGUACGACUUCGCCCUCGGAGGAGCCAUUCAACCCGGCACCAGCGACCUGAUUGAAGCCACGGUCGCAGAGAUGAUGCUGACCCUGAUCCUCACCACGGUGGUGUGUCUGGGCGAAGUCAACGAUCACACCCGCUCGCCGACGGCUCCGUUCUGCGUCGGCCUCACGGUGACGGCCAACAUAUUAGCAGGAGGGAUUCUGUCCGGCGCCUGCAUGAACCCCGUCCGAGCCUUCGGUCCUGCAGUGGUUGCCAACCAUUGGACCCAUCACUGGAUCUACUGGGUCGGACCCAUGGGUGGUGCACUGCUCACUGUCACCUUCGUCAGGUUGUUCUUUGGUGACCAGAGGACUCGUAUUAUGCUGAAGUGA
Messenger RNA from Limanda limanda (common dab), 774 nucleotides. RefSeq names its product aquaporin-8-like. Gene Ontology annotation, biological process: transmembrane transport. Gene Ontology annotation, cellular component: plasma membrane. NCBI's taxonomy places the organism in Eukaryota, Metazoa, Chordata, Actinopteri, Pleuronectiformes, Pleuronectidae. Bases 1 to 774 code for a protein of 257 amino acids. Gene Ontology annotation, molecular function: water channel activity. The record is from RefSeq and is a predicted model, not a curated record. The transcript has 5 exons.